Molecule: messenger RNA, 3038 nt
Organism: Candoia aspera
Lineage: Eukaryota; Metazoa; Chordata; Lepidosauria; Squamata; Candoiidae
Gene: ELOVL1
Product: ELOVL fatty acid elongase 1
Exons: 8
Coding region: 156-1022 (288 amino acids)
Biological process (GO): fatty acid elongation, saturated fatty acid; sphingolipid biosynthetic process; very long-chain fatty acid biosynthetic process
Cellular component (GO): endoplasmic reticulum membrane
Molecular function (GO): fatty acid elongase activity
Source: RefSeq, a predicted model, not a curated record
UCGCCAGCAGAAGAGCGUUCGGGGCGGUCCUCUUUAACUCUGGGGUGACUCCGAAGCUGGUCCACCGAGGAGGAAGUCGUGCUCGAGCCGCUUUCAGGGACGCGCCGCUUUCCUCCCGUUUGCUCGGCCACCGGCGGAACAGCUGCUAUACUGUUAUGAUGGAUGUGUUGGUGAACAGGUAUCGAGACUUCAUGAAGGGAGCAGACCCCCGGGUUGCUUCAUACCCACUUAUGGAUACUCCUUGGCUCAUGACGGGUAUCAUGCUGAGCUACAUCUAUUUUGUAUUAUCACUGGGGCCACGGCUCAUGGCCAACAGGAAACCUCUGAACCUUAAGAAGUUCAUGAUUCUUUAUAAUUCUUUUUUGGUGGCACUAUCACUGUACAUUCUUCAUGAGUUUCUAAUGUCAGGCUGGCUGAAUGGUUAUACGUGGAGGUGUGACCCUAUUGAUACAUCCCAGGAUCCCAAGGCUCUUCGGAUGGUCCGUGUGGCAUGGAUCUUCAUUUUCUCUAAAAUCAUUGAACUGAUGGAUACAGUGAUCUUUAUCCUAAGGAAAAAGAAUGAACAAGUGACCUUUCUGCAUGUGUUCCACCAUUCAGUGCUACCCUGGAGCUGGUGGUGGGGUGUGAAGUUUGGUCCAGGAGGAAUGGGCUCCUUCCAUGCCAUGGUGAACUGUAUGGUACAUGUUGUGAUGUACUUUUAUUAUGCGCUCUCAGCUGCAGGGCCUGCUUUCCAAAAGUACCUGUGGUGGAAGAAGCACAUCACUGCUAUUCAGCUGCUGCAGUUUGUGUUCGUCUCCAUCCAUAUCUCCCAGUACUACUUCAUGCCUACCUGUAAUUACCAGUUCCCAAUCUUCAUCCACCUCAUCUGGAUUUACGGCGUUAUCUUCUUCAUUCUCUUCUCCAACUUCUGGUACCAGUCGUACACCAAAGGCAAGCGUCUGCCCAAGGCCAUGACACAACCUCAGCAAAAUGGCUUCCAUGAGAAUGGUGCUAUUGCUAAUGGCAAAGUCAAAGCCAACUAGGGGGUGGGAUCAAGGUGACUCAGACCAACUAGUCCCGUAUCUGGGCUUCUUAGCCAGAUCAAGUGCCUACAGACUGUUACCCUGCAGUUCCAAACCACCUUCCCAACUGCCCUGUUUCCCUCAUUGCCUGGCUUUCACCCUGCCCCAGGGGAGACAGGCUGCCUGGGCUGUUGGUGCUGAAUCCAGCCCAAGGUCUCCAAAGUGCCUGUGUCUGCCCUGGGCUGGGCUCCCCUCAGAGCUGGACCAAAGCAGAACCCUGACUGAUGGGACACAUUUAUCCACUUAAUUCUAUGUACUUAAUGUGAUCUAGAUGGGAAUUUUUGUUACUUUGCUCUCCCUAAAUUUGUGUUGUUAUUUAUUCUCUUUAUUUACCAUUGGUAUCCUGCCAUUCCUACUCAAAUGUAAGUGGUCCCUUCUUGCUGGGAGUGGGAUAUAACUCCUCCUGGAGAUAACUUUUCCUGCUCUGUAUGCAAAUGGGGUACUACUAGUACUACUAGGCAAGGUUUUUUUCUUAUUGCCUUGGCUGUAUUCCUCCCUUGGCAUUACUUCACAACUUUGGUUGCUUUGAUCCCAGGACCUUAGCAAUAACUCUGGGCUUCACUCUCCAUACGGUUUGAUGACCACAAGUUCUUAUUGCACUGAGGCCCAAGGAGAAGAAAUAGGAACAUGUUGUCCAGCUUGCAUGUCAUUGCUCUGUGUGCCUUUUUAAAACAUUGUUGGAUCUGCUCCAAGGAACAGAGGCUCCCUGUAAUCUAAGUAUUGGGGAGGAUUCAUCAGGAGGAGGUGUCUCCCUCAUAGCUGAGUUUUCCACUUGUAUUCACAGAAAUAAAUGGAUAGAAAGAGAUUAGUCAUUCUUGUUCUUGAUUUGAAGGCCUUGACCAUUGCUCUUUGGGCCUGAGUGAGAAACAGAACAACUUUACUAUAAUUAGCUAUGUUAAUUAUCGAUUUUCAGUUCCAGUGACUACUGCUGUUCUUGCAGUGAUUUGGUGUCUUAGUUGAGGUUGGUUUACUAGAUAAGAGGAGCUGAAAAACUGAGAUCAAAGUCCUAUAAAGCAUUAUAGUAGAGGGAUGGCUAUAUUCUGGCUCAUCCACAGUGUAUGGUGCCAGGCUCAGAUUACUUCUGCUCAAGUACACAGGAAUUGCAAAUUAAAGUUUUACCAUUUUUCUGUGUCUAUAGAAUAACUUCACUCAAAGUUCAAUACAGCGUUUAUGUCCUAGACUCCUGCUUGUCCCCUCUGCUACUCCAGGCAGGAGAAUGUAUAUUCCUUACUCUCUUUACAUGGGAACUCUUUCAGGCCAGCUGUUUGCACUGGCUUGUGUUCUUGCUGAAGCUCCAGCUGCUGGGCAUUAUCCUCCUGGGCUUGAAGAGACCUGUAUUCGUUGGUGCUAUUGCCUAUGGUCUGGCUGAGUGUGAUAAGUGGAAAAGCUGCAAGUGCUAUGUGUGCCGUACAAAAUAAUCCUGCAAUAGAAUAAAUUGGAAAAGUAACCGUAGUAGUAGAUCCUAGAUCUGUACUGCCUCCUGUGCUCAGAGUGCCAAAAUGUGACAGCAAGGUUACAUUGGUGAAUAUAAUAAGCUAAGGCACUAAGUAAUACCUUUUUCGUUGUUAGAAUAAACUUGUAGUAGUCUCUCUACCUCAGUGCUAGGGGUAGACUAACCCAGAGUCUAGAUUAUGUGCCAUAAACAAUGCUGUAUAUACUAUUAGAGAGAUUUGUAUAACCCAGAAUAUUUUGAUACAUUCACUGGCCAUUCUCAAAUAAGGCAAUCUUGUUUAACAGCCUUUAAGCUAAGUUCAUUUUUAGGUUGAAAUAGAAGGUUUUGUAACACUACUUAAUAUCUUUACACUGCUGAUUAUCCUGCUGUGUACUGUUUCCCCACCUUUGUCUGAGAAACCCUAAACUAAUGCUAAUGGCAACCUUUAAAAUUGAUACAAUGUUUGACUAAGAAGCUUUUACAAUGUAGGGGAUACUUAGGGGUACCAUUUGGAAAAAAGUAAAAGAUACUUGUUUGUUCUCUUA